Closterium sp. NIES-67 is the source of this 2880-nucleotide messenger RNA. The record is from the annotation of a GenBank genome assembly. Lineage: Eukaryota; Viridiplantae; Streptophyta; Zygnematophyceae; Desmidiales; Closteriaceae.
AAUUCCUCUCCCUCCUGUUCUGCACCAUUAUUGUUUGUUCGUUUUUUCAGCUCUGCAGCUCAAAUCCCCUCAUGGUGCGACAAACCUUGGACGUUGAACUGCAAGCUGGCAACCACCAGAGCGAAGACGUCUCGAACAGAUGGAAAAAGGGAGGCGACGCUGUGACUCCAGACUAUCUUGAGUCGUAUUCAGUCGCAUUUACUCCGGAACCCAUUUCGCCUAUUUUAAGUAGCAGUAGGACUAGUAGUAGUGUUAAUGGCGCGCCUGAACCGUCGAUAUCAGUUGCUUCGGUUCCGCAAGCCACGCGAAAUAAUGUGCGCACUGUCGAGAACGCGGUGGGAGUUGCAAGAAUCAACUGGAACGACCAGCAAAAACGCAUAUUUUCGAAAGAAGAGAAGCAGAUUGCUCAAAACAACGAGCAGGCGUUGCUCUCCGGGAACCGAGAAAGCGCCGGGAUCCAUGAAAACGAAGGUGGCGAAACCCUUCGUGAGAACGAAAAACGCGAGAACCGUCCAAAUGACGACGACGACGUAGGGAAGCCGCUUUCAUCCAAAACGAGAAUACAGUUUUUGAACCCGAACCUACACUCGCUUCCACUUCCACUGGAAGCACCACCUCCAUUAGAAGCACGGUCGAGUAAAGUGACCCUGAUUCGCGAUUCCGACGCGCUGCCGAAAAAAGGCGCUCAAAAUUCCGCGGAAAUCGAAGAGCUGGUCCCCGAGCUGGUACGCGGCGAUGUCCCCGUUGCUGCUGCGCGCAAACCCCUUCGUGAGUCUUCCGCAAGCACUGCUGCGCGCAAGCCGCGUGGCACCGACUGUGGAGGCGACGAAUUUUGCACUUUCCGCGCUGAAGACCCGCCACUGGCAGUCAGUACUGCUGUGACGACAGAGGCGGCACGACCGGCGGCGGGCAGCUUUGGGGAUCCCCCGACGGAAGAACUACUUAAAGCGGCAGAUGAUGGCGACAAAAGUUGUCGCGUUGCGACGAGCGACAACGCUCGCAAAGCAGAGGACGACGGGAGAACGAUUCGCAGCGCAGGGGGAGCUGGGACGGGGGCAAACGCCGGGACAACGGGAUACGCCGGGGCAGAUGGCGACGCCGCGGAGCGGGGGGCGGCGCAGGGCGGAGCAGCCGGGGAAGUACUAGCAGCGGAGAGUGGCGGAGCAGUGGAAGGCGGAGCGGUAGAGGGGGAUUCCACGGCGGCGGAGAUUGGGGAAGCGGAGGGCGGAGCAGAGGGGGGCGGGUCUUGGUGGGAAAGGGUUACUCGGGGGAGGAUUGGGAAGCGGAGGGUGUCGACGGAAGUGUCACCGCCACGUGGCAGCAGCUCACUGGAGACUGUUUUCAACGGAGUCAACGUGCUCACAGGCAUCGGCAUUCUCACCACACCCUAUGCUCUCUCCCAAGCCGGCUGGCUGGCCCUCCUCCUCCUCCCCCUCACCUCCCUCCUCUACCUCCUCACGGCCCGCUUCCUCCGCUCCUGCAUGGACCACACCCCCACCACGGGACCCCACACGCCCAUCACCACCUAUCCUGACAUCGGUGCCGCUGCAUUCGGCCGUAUCGGCGGCAUACUCACAUCCCUCUUACUCUACGGGGAGCUCUUUGCUGUUUCUAUCGAAUUGCUUAUACUGGAGGGCGACAGCCUCGCCUAUCUCUUCCCUUCCUUCGCCUCCAAUGGGGUGCACAUCGGUCCGUCGCUCCACCUCUCCCCAAAUCAAAUCUUUCUCAUCGUGGCCGCCCUGAUUGUGCUCCCGACUGUGUUCCUGCGCUCCAUGUCGCUGCUGGCGUAUGUGUCCGUGGGGGGGUUUCUGGCGGCACUCGUGACAGUCGUGGGCGUCGCAUGGGUGGCAGCAGUAGGGUCAGAUGAUGGCAACCCAACAGCUUCUGCUGCAACGACUUCUGCUGCUGCUGCUGCAGCCGCGUCUGCUGGUGCAGCAGUGCAUGGGAGUGCGGCGCUACUGCGGCUGCCAGGGGUGCCAGGCGCGUUGGGCAUUUUUGGGUUCUGUUUUUCCGGGCAUGCUGUCUUCCCCACCAUAUACCGCUCCAUGGACAAGCCCCAGCACUACAACAGGGUUCUCAUCAUCUGUUUCUGCCUGUGCACGUGCAUAUACGGGGGCAUUGCCAUCCUAGGCUACUCAAUGUACGGCGACGCCACAGCCGCCCAGAUCACCCUCAACCUGCCGCCCUCCCUCAUCCCGUCUCGGGUCGUCCUGUGGACCACCAUCAUCUCGCCCAUCACCAAGUUUGCCAUCACCAUCACGCCAGUCGCUGUGGCCAUCGAAUCCUUCCUCUCCUCUUUCCUUGACAAGUGGUCACCUCCUAGCCUGGCCUCUUGUACGCCUUACUGCAUGACUCAGUUCACGCAUAGAGCAUGCAACUGCACACCACACCCACUUUCCUGGGUCACGAAAUGCGGGGUUAGUGGCAAGACGGCCGCUUCCUUGGCUAUACGGACCCUGCUGGUGGUGCUGGCAGCAUUGGCAGGGUUGCUGCUGCCGUUCUUUGCGCUCAUGAUGACCUUGAUAGGCUCAGUGCUUAGCAUAUCCAUCUCCCUGCUGCUGCCCACUGCAUGCCACCUUAGCAUCAAGUGGCGCCAGCUGUCGCGGGUGUCAGUUGUGUGCCACGUGGCGAUACUCGUGGGAGGGACAGCCACUGCUGUUAUGGGAACGGUUUAUGCUGUGAAGGGGAUUGCUGCUGGUGGUGGAUCACACUGAGGAUGCAAUUGCAGCAGCAACAGCAGCUGCUGAAACUUUUAGUCGGCUUUUGCUUGAUGAAGGGCUUAUUCCGCAGUUGGAAGAAUACAUUAGCUCUUGCGUGAGUGUUACAAGGGGAUGUCGUAGCUUGCUGACUGGAGAAUUUUAUUGCUUUUGUGCAUUAUUU